Messenger RNA from Colletotrichum orchidophilum, 1158 nucleotides. RefSeq names its product zinc-binding dehydrogenase. Gene Ontology annotation, molecular function: oxidoreductase activity. Lineage: Eukaryota; Fungi; Ascomycota; Sordariomycetes; Glomerellales; Glomerellaceae. The record is from RefSeq and is a predicted model, not a curated record. Bases 1 to 1158 code for a protein of 385 amino acids. The transcript is spliced from 2 exons.
AUGUCGUUCAAAUCGGAAGCCAUUGUUGCCAGAGGCCCUUUCUCUGAAGGGAAAUGGGCCAUUGAACCAGUUACUCUCCGGGAUCUUCGCUCAGACGAGGUUCUUGUUGAAAUCGUUGCUUCUGGCAUUUGUCACACAGAUAUACACUGCGGCAACACGCCCGAAGACAAGGGCGUUCCGGGAGUGUAUUACCCUAGAGUCCUGGGACACGAAGGCGAGCCGUUUUUGAUCCAAGUUAUUGAAAGAUCUGGAUAUGUGGUUCAGAUUGGAAACGGCGUGACAAAGGUCAAACCCGGCGAUGCCGUCUUCCUAUCCUUCUCGUACUGCGGAAAGUGCCACGUCUGCAAGACAGGACCACCGUCCCAUUGCACCAACUUUUUCGAAUUAAACUUUUUGGGAGAGCCGGUCUUCUCGGACGGUAUAGGCGGACGCUUCUUUGGCCAAUCCAGCUUAGCCCACCACACGGUAGUCAGCGACAAAUCAGUCGUCAACGCUGCCGGACUCAACCUGACGCGGGAUGACCUGAGAAUACUAGCACCCCUUGGCUGCGGUCUCCAAACGGGCAGCGGAACCGUCAACAAUGUCGCCAAGGCCGGUCCGGACGACUGCAUCGCCAUCGCGGGUAUGGGAGGCGUAGGCUUGGCCGCGGUCAUUGCUGCAAAGAAUCAAGGGUGCAAGGCCAUCAUUGGCAUCGACCGCGUCGAGUCCCGCCUUGCACUGGCGAAAUCGCUCGGCGCUACGCAUAUCAUCAACACCACCGGGCUUGAAAUGGCUCAGGUGACGGAGAAGAUCAAAGAAGCAGCCGAAGGGUUGGGAGCGACCGUCAGCAUCGACACCAGCGCGUUCCCGCCACUGCUCGAUGCCCUGGUUCAAGGCACAAGAUACAUGGGCAAGAUCAUCCAGGUUGGCACCGGUAUGCCGGACGCACAUCUGUCGCUUCAUAUGCAGAGUUUCAUGGUUAGUGGAAAGCAGUAUUUCGGAGCGGUACAGGGGCACGUCAACACCGCCGAGUACAUCCCUCAAAUGGUUCAGUGGUGGAGAGAGGGAAAGUUUCCGGUUGAAAAACUGAUCAAAGUCUUUGAAUACGGCGAUUUCGCAUCAGCCGUAGAAGCGAUGAAGAGCGGCGAUGUUGUUAAGCCCAUCAUUGCCUGGUCAUAA